Molecule: messenger RNA, 606 nt
Organism: Coccidioides immitis RS
Lineage: Eukaryota; Fungi; Ascomycota; Eurotiomycetes; Onygenales; Onygenaceae
Exons: 5
Coding region: 1-606 (201 amino acids)
Source: RefSeq, a predicted model, not a curated record
AUGCCGAAAUCUGUCCUGGUCGCCAGAACGUGGUUGGCUCUGCUCGCCACACGGGCACCCCAGACGCCUGGAAACACCCCCCAAAGGUUGGGGCUGGCACCCCCUAGUGGGCUUGGCAUAAACGCCCCCCAGCGUCGCCCAAGGCAAGCCCCGGAGCUCUGGCCAGGACUGGGCGGCUCGGCGCUUGUUAAGGCCCUAAAGCACCCCCCAAAACCAACCAACCAACCAACCAACUUUCACCCACGCUCGCUCGUGCCGGCGAGGCGAGGCCGUCGUAAAUCAUGGCUAUUCUGCCUCACCUCUCAUCCUCAGUCAAAUAGAGAGGUUUCAACCCCCAUACUUUUUUGGGCCGUUGGCACCGAAUUAUAUUGGUGCAAGGGAGAUACUUCAAAAGCAAGAAAACGAACUCUCUCCUCCGUAACUACAGAGCAAAAAAAUAUCAAAGAUGCUAUGAUUGUGUUUCACGGAUUUCCCCCUUUAUCACAAGAGUCUAAGUUUACGAGCAGCUGGGCCGCGGAUCGCCACGGACUCCACGCCCAGAAUUCGCUGCAAAGAACAACGGCGGUGGUGAGGGGAAAAGGCAUCCGUGUCCACAAUCGCAUCUGA